Molecule: messenger RNA, 1446 nt
Organism: Aegilops tauschii subsp. strangulata
Lineage: Eukaryota; Viridiplantae; Streptophyta; Magnoliopsida; Poales; Poaceae
Product: protein LAZ1 homolog 1
Source: RefSeq, a predicted model, not a curated record
AGCCUCCAGAUGCGUAUCUUCUGUGUAAAGACAUGAUGUUUGUUGCAGUAAAUAUAAUCCCAGCUUUCUCUCGCUCAAGAAAAGAAAAAACAAGAAACGCAACAUCAAAGAGUUAAGACCGCGGCGGCUUCACAGGAAGCUACGUAUCGUCAGACAGACAGCGCCCAAAUUUGCAGAUCUCUCGGCGGCUCCGCAACGAGCAACCGGCGCUAGCUGCUCCCCUUCCCUCCCGCGUGCCGACGGAAGCUGUAGGCACCAUGUCGAUGUUCCCAGGGAUGGAUCUUACUAAAAUGGAUGCUCCAACUCUUACCCUCCUUGGAGCAGCUUGUUGUGUAAUGUUAUCUAUGCAUUUCACAGUGCAGCUGGUAUCACAACAUCUUUUCUACUGGAAAAAUGCCAAAGAGCAGAAGGCCAUACUCAUUAUUGUGCUAAUGCCUCCACUGUAUGCCAUAACUUCCUUUGUUGGUCUUCUGGAUAUUAAGGGAAGCAAAGCGUUUUUUACAUGCUUGGAGUCUGUUAAAGAAUGCUAUGAGGCACUGGUUAUUGCUAAGUUUCUGGCAUUGAUGUACAGCUACUUAAAUAUAUCUAUUAGCAAAAAUAUUGUACCUGAUGAAAUCAAAGGGAGGGUGCUUCAUCAUUCUUUCCCUGUUUCUCUUUUCCUGCCCCGCAAUGUUCGGCUGGAGCACAAGACAUUAAAGCUUCUGAAGUACUGGACCUGGCAAUUUGUUGUUGUUAGGCCUGUAUGCUCCAUUCUGAUUAUUGCACUUCAGCUUCUUGGGCUGUACCCCAGCUGGGUCAGCUGGACGUUCACAAUUAUACUGAACUUUUCAGUCUCCAUGGCAUUAUAUGCCUUGGUCAUAUUCUAUCACUUGUUUGCUAAGGAGUUGGCACCUCACAAGCCUCUUGCGAAGUUCUUGUGCAUCAAAGGGAUUGUCUUCUUCUCUUUCUGGCAGGGCUGUGCACUGGAUAUUUUGGCUGCUGCAGGGGUGAUUCAGUCUCACCAUUUCUGGCUGGACGUGGAGCACAUCCAGGAGGCAAUCCAGAAUAUCUUGAUUAUCCUGGAAAUGGUCAUCUUCUCAGUCCUCCAGCAAUAUGCGUACCACGUCGCUCCGUACAGCGGCGCUGACAAGGCGAGAUCCGUGAAGAAGAACGAAUGAUCCAGGGCUUCGUGCCAAGCAACGUCUUCCGCUGGCUCUUGUAUGAUUUUGUGUGUAUGUGCUGGGAGUAUUGAUUCAAAGAUGUUAUAGGACGUGUAUUUCCUUGUGGACACGUGUAGAGUCGUCGUUAUACCUUGAACAUUAGAAAAACGAGAUGAUCAGGAACAAGAUAUAGGAAUGCUACUGUUGUUACCGUGCUGUGAGACUAUGUAAUGCCCGAAUAAGGAGAAUUUUGGGGGUUUCCUGCCCCGAAUUGCGCCCAGAAUAAAUGGUGGUUUACUGUCGCCAA